Molecule: messenger RNA, 2951 nt
Organism: Pocillopora verrucosa
Lineage: Eukaryota; Metazoa; Cnidaria; Anthozoa; Scleractinia; Pocilloporidae
Product: transmembrane and coiled-coil domain-containing protein 3
Biological process (GO): potassium ion transmembrane transport; proton transmembrane transport
Cellular component (GO): membrane
Molecular function (GO): potassium:proton antiporter activity
Source: RefSeq, a predicted model, not a curated record
UGAGGAUGACAGAAGAGUACACAUUUGUGUCUUGGAAACCUGAAAUAUUCAUUCAAGAAUGUCUUUAUAUCGGCUUUUUAUAGGUUUCAGUAACAAAAUACAUCAGCUUGAUUUCUUACUCAGGGCAGUCAAAGUGAAAAAUCUGGUACGAUGCGGCUGAGAAGUAUUAUCAUCGAUCACUUGGCGGUGUUUGGGAUAUUACUCCUUGCAGUCAGAGGUACCGGUGACGCAGCGAGAAGCACCUUUGCAGCUAUCUCCAAAGAUGACCUCACUCGCUGGAAUCCUUCAACUUGCCAGUAUGUAAGCCAUCUAUUCAAGGCGAAGCAAAGGGUGGUAAACAAGUUAGGUAAUAUACUGGGGAAUAAAAUUCCGAAAAAACGUCAAGAACUCACGAACGCUCAAGUAAAAGCGAUAACAAUCUUUAAGAACGAGCUGAACGUUACAGAAAGAGCAGUUUUUGAUGCAAUUAAUGGCUUGAGAAAACUACUACUGGAGGAUUAUAAGUCUGUAGUCCACAUGAAAGAAGCUAUAAAACAACGACUGGAAGCUCUCAAACUUUUGGCUUUACAACAAGAAGAUCAAUUUAAUGCAAUCAGCGAAGCAGAAAAAGAAUUUUUUUCUGCUAGUAAACAUGCAGAUUUGCAGGCCAAUGGUACACGUCUGGAGAAAAUUAUUGAGGGUAUUUUAGAUGAUGUUUCAUUUGCAGCUGAUAAACUUGAAAAUGAACUUGACGAGAAAACGUUUGAGAAAACAAGAAAUGCUAAAGGGGCAUCAAUUGAAGCCGUUGUGAGACUGAAUGCGGAUGAAGAAAGGCAAGACAGUGAUAAUGAGACAUUGGAGGCUGAUCCUGGUAAUGAAAAUGAAAUGAGUAUUCUUGUUGAUUCUCAAAGCAAUCAGUUUGUUUUAGCCAAAGCUAAAGAUGCAACUGUUCCACAUGAAGAUGUCCACUUCAUCAAAGAUAUUAUCUAUAUACUGGUUUUGUCAUUCUCUGGAUCCUGUAUUUGUACACUGGUUCAGCUGCCAACAAUGUUUGCAUUUGUAAUUAGUGGUAUGCUUCUAGGACCAUCUGGAUUAAAUAUGAUCAAGACAGUUGUGCAGGUGGAGACACUCGGUGAAUUUGGGGUCUUUUUCAUUCUGUUUGCAGUUGGCAUGGAAUUUUCUCCAGACAGAAUAAAACGGGUAUGGAAAGUGGCAGUUGGUGGAAGUUCUUUAAUCAUGGCACUGAUGAUUGUCUUUGGUAUUUUUUGGGGAAUUUGUUUUGGAAUUCUCCCCAGGCAGAGUGCAUUUGUAGCAGCAUGUCUCUCUCUUUCCAGUACACCACUUGUGGCAAAAUUUGUGGAGAGCAAGAAUAGAGAUACUUCUUCGAAAGAACACACUAAUGGAGAUGGUGACUACACCAGUUCUCUGUUAGGAAUUCUUGUCAUGCAAGAUGUGCAUUUGGGGUUGUUAGUUGCACUACUUCCUGCACUCGCAGGCCAUGGGAAAUCAGCAAAUACCAAAGCUAGCACUAUUGCAGUGCACAACAUCAUCAGUGGGCAUGACAGUGGAAAUUCAGAUGACUUUACAAACACCAUAGUGAUGUUGUUUGAGGUGUUGCUUUCCUUUGUCAUCCUCAUGUUUGUGUGUUUCGUGAUUUCUAAAGUUAUUGGACCAAUAUUAAGACUUAUCAAAGACAGCGGAAGUAAAGAACUGCUGCUUUUAGCGACUGUUUCAACAGCCUUUUCUCUGUUGAUGCUGUCAGAACAUUUAGGAAUCUCCAUGGAGCUGGGCUGUUUUGUGGCUGGUGUUGUGUUGAGCUCAAACGGAGAACAUCUUGUUCAUCAGGUGAACGAACUUGUGGAGCCUCUGCGCGAUUUCUUCUCGUGUCUCUUCUUCGCAUCAAUAGGUCUACACGUUUUUCCUACGUUUGUGCUGAAUGAAUUUCCUCUCGUGUUGACGCUUACCCUUGGGGUUGUAUCAGUAAAGUUCGUUGUUUCUGUAUUUGUUCUUCGGAUGUUUUUAUGUGAGUCACGAAGCACAAAAUACAUCGUUGCUGCGGGACUCGCUCAAGUCAGUGAAUUCUCGUUCGUUUUGGGAAGCCGAGCAAGGAGGUUUCAUCUCAUUUCUAGAGAGGUUUAUCUGAUCAUCCUCAGUGUCACAACAAUUAGCCUCCUUCUUGCUCCUUUGCUGUGGAGAAUUUCUUUGUGGAAAUUUGGAAGCAGAAAACUAUGGAUGAGUUCCGGCUCAGAGCGGACAAAUAAACGAGCUGCCAGAACAAUCUAAUGUCAUGGUAGUGUUUAUACGAAACUUCUUAAGCUUGAGCCCGACAGGAAGGGAAGAGAGAAACCUCGUUCAAAGUGCGUUUGAAAUGCGACUUGCCCGCGUUUGCAAGCUAGGCUACAGCUUCCAUAUUUUCGAAGAUUCCAAUAAGCCAACAGAUCCUAUAUAGAUAUAAACGUUGAAUAAUAUACUGAAAUGUAUUAUUUUUGAUUAUCGAAAUAGCUGAUGUAUGAAUAUAUGACCAGCCUAUAAAAUUGAUCGAUAGUCCACAAGAUGAGAACUAUUAAAUUCUGCUCCGAUUGUUAGUUUUAUUUGCAUAAUCCCUUUAUAUCUUCAGCGUAAUUUAUUUGAAAAAAAGUUUUAAAAAGGGCGUUAUUUGGAAUCAGUUUUUUGAUACAGUCAGAUAGAAAAUGUCUUUAAUUGUUUACAAGAAUGGUUUUACCGGAUUUCCUAGACUUUCAAAUUUUCAAACAAGGGAGAAUGGGGAUAGUCAUUACCCCCGGGGAAUUUUUUUGGCUGAUUUUUCGUAGAGCCAUGGAAACGAUCGAUUUCUAACUUAACGAAGGCAGCACACUUUGAACUCAAUGAUUCUGUAAACCUUCGGGGGAAAAAACAUGUGUAGAAACUAUUUAUGAAAAUACUAAAUAAAUGGUGUUGACUGAUGGUAAACGAGUUCAGUCAAGGGAUUAUAA